GAGUUUAGCAGGAAUUGAAACUGAUUUCUGGCCCCUCCAAAAUUUGAGUGUUUCCCUAGCUAUAGCAGCAAUACUGGUUUCUGCCAAGGCAAGGUACUUGCAAAACCAUGUCUGGGGCUGGAGGAUGGAGGGAAGGCAGCGGGUACAGGACAGCUACUGCCUUCAAUAUGCCAUCUUCCUCUCAGGGUAACCCUCAUGGCAACAAGGAAACAGAGAAGGGUGAAAACACCCAGAAGCUGACAGCAUCUGAAGAGAAACAAGGAGGCCAAGCAUCAGCACACCAACAACAGCAAAAGCAGUAUGUUGGUCCAUAUGUCUUGGUAACUCCAAAUGAAACCAGAAGAAAACAGUUGCAGCAAAUUGCUAAGAAAGAGCUCGAUGACCUGGAGCAAUGGAAGAAAGAACACAGGCCAGGGCCAAUUACGUUGGUGCCACAGAGACUGGGUGGAAAUGAAUCAGAGGCUCAAGUACGACAAAACCAACAAAUGAUUCUCAUGCAAUCUAAAUACCAGAAAAAGCACAAAAGAGAAGAGUACGUAAAAGCAAAAAAGGCAGCUGAAGAAGCUGAAAUCCUGAAAAAGAAGGCAAUUCAGAGAGAAAAGGCAGAGAGACUUGAAGCUAAAAAAAGACAAGAAGAAAUGCAAAGAAGAGAGAUGUUUCUUGGAGAUCAAAAGUACAAAACCAGUGAAUUACUGAACAGAUUGGACGUGGGUUUGCCAAAGAGUGAUUCCUGUCAGAUUGCUAAUCCUGGCCCAGAAUCUACAGCAUGGAAAAGAAGCCAUGCUUAUAAGCAAGCUCUUCGAGAGGAUGAAAACAGAAGAUUAGAGGAAAUGAAGCAAGAACAACAGAGGAAGGCUGAAUUAUUGGAAUUUAAACAAAAGCAGGAAGAGGAAACCAGGACAAGAACACUAAAAAAUGAACAGAGGAGAACGGUCUACUUUGUCCAUGCUGCAUCUUGUGGCGGACUGUCUCUGAGGGUAAAUAAUGCUUUCCUGGACCGACUCCAGAACAGAACACAGCCUAAUAACAUCUACCACCCUGGAUAUAAUGGACUACCUCAAUAAUGGCACCUUGUGUACUGUUUCCUGAUAAACUCCAAGGAAAAUGUGUGACACAGCCAAGAUCCCCAACAUUUUUCUCAAGCAUCUCCAUCAGAGCACCUGCCUUCACCCCUGGAAACCUUGCCAUUGUCUGCAGAGGUGGCAGGGCUUUGCCUUUAGUCAGAUGCACACACCCUCUUUCACAGUCUGUAUCAUUGAGCACAAAUGAGUGUGCUCAGCCUAGGCACAGUUUUAACAACAGGUGACUAUGUGAGGGUUUUUUUAAUAUGUAAAUCGAAUUAAUGCAUCAAUACAAAUGCAAUAAAACCCUGUGUAUGGAAGUGAUAAAUGUCCUACUCUGUUAUUUACUUAAUGACUCCCAAAGAGCAUGCCUUCUGCUGGGUAAUGCUAGAUCUAUUUUUCCUUUAUGUUAUAACGUGACAUUUGAAGACUAAACUGAGAAGGAAAAGAUUAAAAUAUGAAAGAAUAUGUCCUAAUGGAUAGGAAUUAAAAAAUGGGUAUUGGUAACAAGCACAAGAAAGAAAAAUAAUCUCUCAAAAGAUAGGCUGGAGGCAGCAAUCUUAGUGUCUUUGAUUAUACCGAGAUUUUUCUCCUUUCCUUUGGGAUUUAAAAAAAAAAGAGCUGAACUGCAGGCAGGGCUUACAAGUCAUGUAGUCUGCAGCCAGGCAUUUUACAUUACAAGGAAGCUAACUGAAACAGGUCCGACUAUAUACUAAGAUUAAGAGAAGGUAAAAAAGUUCCCAAAGUAAAGACAUGAAGGUAAUUUUUGAGCCUCUUCCAUCUGUGCAAUGGCACCAAAGGGUGCCAUUUGUUCUCUUUCCUUCUUGUAGAUUUUUUCCCCUGUUUGAACUCUUUACAGUCACAACAACUUCACACUUAACAGAAACUGAAUGUUGUGCUCUAUUGUUGAUGUAUCCACUCUAUUUUUCACUGUUGGUUCUAUUAGCCUGGUUUCCUAAAGAAAUGAAAUUUGUACGAUCACACUGUCUGUGUGCAUGUAAUAAGAUUUCCCAGCUGCUGGCCAAUCUUAGCCAAAUUUGAAAGGGAUUACAAGUCUCAGAGAUAAUUAAAUUUCUGUGUGUUUUGUGAAAAGCAGUGACUAGCAUAGGAGACAGCCUAAAACAGUGCCCACUCUGAGGGGUGGUGCAUUCUCUGCAUUGUUUGACUGCAGCCCUCUGGCAGAUCAGCGUGGGCACAGCUCAAGAGCAGCUGCAGCUCUGCCCUGAUGUCCUGGGGGCUAGGGGAUUCAGAAAGGGACAUGAUAUCACAAAUGACAUGGAGAAAAGGGGAGGAGGCUGAAUAUAUUGUGUACGUCUGGGAAGAGGGCAGGAGAGCAGUUACAUUGUCCAAUUGUCCCCUAAGCAAUAGGAAAUGAGUUUUCAUUAAUUCAAAUCCCCUCCAGACAUUUUGUGUUUUAUUAGGAAUAUUUAUAAGCUGUUCUAUUAAGAAGGAUCUUCAUGACUGUAAUUUCUCCUGCCUUUUUGAUUAUAAAUGCCAGGGCACUCUCUGGGUGGCUUUGUAGUUUCCAUUUUUAAUGGGGAAACAACAUAAUGAAGUUCCACUUCUAUCUGUGAGCUACUGCACCCUUGAGAAAGCCCCGAGUCUUGCUGUAUGCUAUCAAGAAAGUUUUAAUGCCCUUUGCACUGCCUUUGGCAUAAAGAUAAACCUUUCAAGAUAGGAGAAUAAGAAAAUUACCAUAGUCCUUUCAAAAUCCAAGUUUAAUAAAUAAGAUCAUAUAAUGGAAUCAUAGAAUGGUUUGGGUUGGAUGGGACUUUAAAGAUCAUCUAGUUCCAACCUGCCUGCUAUGGGCAAGGACACCUUCCACGAGAUCAGGCUGCUCAGAGCUCCAGAAAACUUGGCCUUCAGCAUUUCCAGGGAUGGGGCAUCCACAGCUUCUCUGGGCAACCUGCCGCAGUAUUUCACCACCCUCACAGUAAAGAAUUUCUUCCUAAUUUAAUCAUGAUUCAUCUGGGACUUAGAACUGAGACAGUAUUUGUUCACUGUUUUGGCACAAAUGAUCAGUAAAGCACUUUUGUUGUUACAAAAGAAUAACUUUUAAACAGUUGCACAUUUUGUUAUUCAAUGCCUCAUGGGAUUUGCCCAUAUCCAAGUAUGUAGGGAUUUGCAGAGACCAAAAGCUAAUGCAUGGCAAGCCUGUAACAGAGACCUUGUUAAUUUUUUGCAUGAAAAUGGGUCACUGUCAAGUACCCUUUUGUUUAUUCUGUAAAUGGGGAGAGGUCACAUUGUGAACGUAUGAAAUUUAUAGGUCUGCUCUUCUUCAAUUAAAUACUAGUUGUCUUGCUGAAACUCUCUGAGCCAUAGCAAACCCAGAGUCUAGAAGGCAAGGUGACAUAUUACAUCCUCCUGUCUCAUGUCUCCAUUAUAUCCAGUGUGAUGCAUAAGAAUGAGAAAUGCUCCCUCGAGUGCUAACUCUGCUCUUUCAGUGGAUGCAUAAUACUAGAUACUUGCUGUGCAAAGCAGCUAUGCCCUGAAUACACAGGUGUAGUGGGACAGGAAACCCCAUUCUCUUCCUUUCCCAUGUGCAGAACAGGAACUGAAUAAGAUGCUGGAUAAAUUUGUUUUGAGGAAAUAUGAUUAACGGAUAAAACUAUUUUGAAUAAACAUGGUU
Messenger RNA from Melospiza melodia melodia, 3690 nucleotides. It is a transcript of the gene EPSTI1, whose product is annotated as epithelial stromal interaction 1. Lineage: Eukaryota; Metazoa; Chordata; Aves; Passeriformes; Passerellidae. The coding region runs from base 108 to 1064 and encodes 318 amino acids. The record is from RefSeq and is a predicted model, not a curated record. The transcript has 12 exons.